AUACAAAUUAUCAGGAGUGUGUGACUCGGCAGAAUGUUGGUUAUAGGCUUAUUCAGACGAGUGAUGAUUAUCCAGCAGACUGGCUGGAUGAAUCUAUGAUAUUAAACCUCAUAAGAAAGGGGAUAAAGUUUAUGGAUAUAACAGAUUAUACACAACUCGGGUCUACUAUUAAGACAUUCAAAAAACAUGCCUAUCCUCCAAGUCCUUCGUUUCGGGAUGAAGUGGAACCAAUAAUUGGCAACCUAACCACAACUUAUAUGAAAAAAAAUCUUAAAAAAUUCACAAGUUUUCAAACUAGGUAUUACCGAUCACAAUAUGGAGUUCAAUCUUCUGACUGGCUAUUUGAUCAAAUAUCCAACAUCAUAAAAAAUGCAAAUCCCGACAGUAAAACGAAUAUUACAGUUGUAAAGUUUGGACAUAAGUGGCCGCAAAAUUCGAUUAUUGCCAGAUUUGAAGGUUACAAUGUCGAUAGUUCCAAUGAAGUAGUUAUCGUUGGAGCUCAUCAAGACUCUGUUAAUAUGUGGUGGCCAUCAUUUGGUAGGGCGCCUGGUGCCGACGAUGAUGGAAGUGGUACAGUGACAAUUUUAGAAGCAUUUAGGUCGCUGGUGGCAAGCGACUUCAGUCCAGCUUUGCCAGUUGAAUUUCACUGGUACUCCGCUGAAGAAGGUGGUCUUUUAGGAUCACAAGAUGUUGCACUAAAAUAUGAAAGUGACAAAAGAAAUGUUAUCGCAAUGUUACAAAAUGACAUGACGGGAUAUGUAGGAAGGAAUCCCGAAGCUUUUGGAAUAGUGUUUGAUCAUGUCGAUCUUGAUUUGACCAAUUUCGUCGGCAAACUUAUAGAAGCCUAUGCCAAAAUUCCUAUGGUUAAAACCAAAUGCGGUUAUGCUUGCUCUGAUCACGCAUCCUGGUUAAAAGCUGGGUAUCCAUCUGCUUUUGCGAUUGAAGGAGAAUUUGAAGACACCAAUCCGCAUAUUCACUCUACGGGUGACCUCGUCGAAUAUCUCAAUUUCGAACAUAUGUUAGAAUUCGCAAAGAAUUGA
This is a messenger RNA of Entrophospora candida, 1040 nucleotides long. The record is from the annotation of a GenBank genome assembly. Lineage: Eukaryota; Fungi; Glomeromycota; Glomeromycetes; Entrophosporales; Entrophosporaceae.